Molecule: messenger RNA, 933 nt
Organism: Orycteropus afer afer
Lineage: Eukaryota; Metazoa; Chordata; Mammalia; Tubulidentata; Orycteropodidae
Gene: RNF175
Product: ring finger protein 175
Exons: 9
Coding region: 1-933 (310 amino acids)
Cellular component (GO): endoplasmic reticulum membrane; Golgi membrane
Molecular function (GO): ubiquitin protein ligase activity; metal ion binding
Source: RefSeq, a predicted model, not a curated record
AUGGGUGGGAAGAUCUCCCACACCAAGCUUUCUGAGGACGAUGAGUGGAGCUUUCAGCAGGAGAGGCUAUACAAGGUGCACCGGGGCCACGAAUCUAUGCACGUGGAGAUGAUCUUGAUCUUCCUCUGCGCUCUGGUCGUUGCACAGGUAGUGCUGGUGCAGUGGAGACAGAGGCAUGGCCGAUCCUACAACCUGGUGACCCUGUUGCAGAUGUGGGUUGUCCCUUUGUAUUUCACUAUAAAACUUUACUGGUGGCGGUUUCUGUCUAUGUGGGGAAUAUUCUCUGUUAUUACCAGUUACAUCCUCUUCAGAGCUACCCGAAAACCCCUUUCAGGGAGAACACCACGAUUGGUCUACAAAUGGUUCCUUUUAAUCUACAAACUCAGUUAUGCAUUUGGUGUGGUGGGGUAUUUGGCUAUCAUGUUUACAAUGUGUGGAUUCAAUUUAUUUUUCAAGAUCAAAGCUAGAGAUUCCAUGGAUUUUGGCAUUGUAUCCUUGUUCUAUGGCCUCUACUACGGAAUCAUGGGGAGAGACUUUGCUGAGAUCUGCUCAGAUUACAUGGCUUCCACUAUAGGGUUCUACAGCAUCAGCGGGAUGCCAACGAGGAGCUUGUCACACAAUAUCUGUGCUGUCUGUGGGCAGAAGAUCAUUGUGGACCUAGAUGAAGAAGGACUCAUUGAAAGUACCUACCAGCUUUCCUGUAAUCAUGUGUUUCAUGAAUUCUGCAUCCGAGGUUGGUGUAUUGUUGGUAAAAAGCAGACUUGCCCAUACUGCAAAGAGAAAGUUGAUUUGAAGAGGAUGAUCAGUAACCCCUGGGAGCGCACACAUUUUUUGUAUGGGCAAAUCCUGGAUUGGCUUCGUUAUUUGGUGGCCUGGCAACCUGUGGUGAUAGGAAUCGUUCAAGGCAUUAACUAUUCACUAGGGCUGGAAUAG